Messenger RNA from Clonostachys rhizophaga, 732 nucleotides. The record is from the annotation of a GenBank genome assembly. NCBI's taxonomy places the organism in Eukaryota, Fungi, Ascomycota, Sordariomycetes, Hypocreales, Bionectriaceae.
AUGCUUCAAUCGCCACAUGAUCAAAUGAUUGGCGUUACAUGCCAAGGGCAAUCCCGUGCUACUUGCUUCGAGCCAGAAGGUGUGUCAAAUGAAGAUCAACAACAUUGGAGCACUGCAGGUCGUACUGUUCGUACCCCGACAAUAACACCAUUCUAUUUCGGGUGCCUACCUCUACGGUCUCGCCAGGUGAUCUGGGUAAACCCCCUUCGGAUUGCACGUUUAAUGGUAUCUUUUAUUUCUAUAAAUGAUACCAAGUACAUCUCUGGUCUACGAUUGAUCAAGGAACAAGGCGGGGAUGACUGCUUGGGAUACAUUUAUCCUGCCACAGAAGAACCCAUCUGCUUGCCUCAGCCUGCAGAAAUUCGUGAACGGUGCUUCGGCGUGGACUUUCGAGGCAUAAAGGCCACCUCGUUGAAGACUGAAAGCGGGUGGAAUUCGCCUUACUACUAUCUUCCGUUCACCACCUGUUUCUUCGGUCCGGCUGAGAAUCCUGCACUGUCGACAUUGAUCCAGGUUGUUGCUUAUGCAUACGACAUGUUCACUCUUGCAGGUCUCGAGACUAUUCACACGGAUGAUUCCAAAAACAUCUUACUCGGCCGUCGCGGACCAUCCGAUAACAGGCCAGGCAACAGAGUCUAUGAAUAUUCUAAGGAUCGCCAUCUCCCCUUCUCCAUUGAUAGGCCCGAGGGGGGAGCGAAUCACCGGCGUACAGGUCGAGAAAAGCUGGGGUGA